This is a messenger RNA of Cavia porcellus (domestic guinea pig), 1821 nucleotides long. RefSeq names its product GPN-loop GTPase 1 (gene Gpn1). The coding region runs from base 22 to 1143 and encodes 373 amino acids. The record is from RefSeq and is a predicted model, not a curated record. The transcript has 14 exons. NCBI's taxonomy places the organism in Eukaryota, Metazoa, Chordata, Mammalia, Rodentia, Caviidae. Gene Ontology annotation, molecular function: GTPase activity; ATP hydrolysis activity.
GUGGGCGGGACUGGCGGAAAGAUGGCGGCGGGAGGGAGCGCGGCCGAGCUCCCCAGUUCUGGAGCUCCUGGACCAUGUGUGUGUCUGCUGGUUUUGGGAAUGGCAGGAUCCGGGAAGACCACCUUUGUACAGAGGCUCACCGGGCACCUGCAUAGCCAAAGCUCUCCCCCUUACGUGAUCAACCUGGACCCAGCGGUACAUGAAGUUCCCUUUCCCGCCAAUAUUGAUAUUCGUGACACUGUAAAGUAUAAAGAAGUCAUGAAACAAUAUGGACUUGGGCCCAAUGGGGGCAUAGUGACCUCACUCAAUCUCUUUGCUACCAGAUUUGAUCAGGUGAUGAAAUUUAUUGAGAAAGCUCAGAACACUUCCAAGUACGUCUUGAUUGACACUCCCGGACAGAUCGAAGUGUUCACCUGGUCGGCUUCUGGGACAAUCAUCACUGAGGCCCUGGCAUCUUCAUUUCCAACAGUGGUCAUCUAUGUGAUGGACACAUCGCGAAGUACUAACCCCGUGACCUUCAUGUCCAAUAUGCUGUACGCCUGCAGCAUCCUGUACAAAACCAAACUGCCCUUCAUUGUAGCCAUGAACAAGACAGACAUCAUCGACCACAGCUUUGCAGUCGAAUGGAUGCAGGAUUUUGAGGCUUUCCAAGAUGCCUUGAAUCAGGAAACCACUUACGUCAGUAACCUCACGCGGUCCAUGAGCCUGGUGUUAGAUGAGUUUUACAGCUCGCUGAGGGUGGUGGGUGUGUCCGCUGUCCUGGGCACCGGCUUCGAUGGACUCAUGCAGCAGGUGGCCAGUGCUGCAGAAGAGUACGAAAGGGAGUAUCGUCCUGAAUACGAACGCCUGAAGAAAUCACUGGCCAGCGCGCAGAGCGAACAGCAGAAGGAGCAGCUGGAGCGCCUCCGGAAGGACAUGGGCUCGGUGGCCUUGGAGGCGGGGACCGCCAGAGACAGUGCAUCUCCUGCGCUGGACCCUUCUGACUUGAUCCUGACUCGAGGAACCUUGGAUGAAGAGGAUGAGGUUGCUGACAGUGAUACUGAUGACAUUGAUCACAGAGUUACAGAGGAAAGCCAUGAAGAGCCAGCAUUUCAGAAUUUUAUGCAAGAAUCAAGGACACAGUACUGGAAGAGAAACAAAUAAAUGUCUCGGAACGUCACUAGUUUCCAGAAGUGCCGAAUUCUGGACCUCCAUGAAUACACUGUCCUUACCUCUGGCUGGGGGAUGUGAUGCGCAUUGUAUCGCUGGGGAGUUAGCGGGGAACCAUGGCAGAGCCUUUGCCCCGCGUGCACAGGGCUCUGGGUUUGAUCCCUAGCACUGUAAAAAAUAUUUUUCUCUUCAGAAUAGUAGUUUCUUUUUAGGGAAACCUCAUGACUCAGAUGAAGAAGGGAAAGAAGACUCUUGCAGCAAGCAAGUAAAUGCCAGAUCUGCCUGGGCCUUUGCCUUGUAUUUCUGCACGGAAGAAUAUCUUGACUGCUUUCAGGCCAAAACCUGAAGUUUCACCAUUUAACUCAAGUUCCCUCGCUGCUAUGGAUCAUGGAGAAUUGCCUGAUGACCACCUCUAUCUCUGUCGACUGGAUCCAUCCACUUCUCAGCCUUGGGCCCUUGGCUUGAGUUACUCUUACCAUGGAGAGAGAAAACAAGCUUGUCCAGAGUGGCAGUAGGAUCUCCUUGGCGACCAGACUGUUGAUGUGACAUGCGUGUCACACUAGGUAGCUCAUCCUAGGACAUCAGGUUUGCUGAAGAAAGUGGCAAAGUAUGUGAUUUCUAAAUAAGAAUCCGGUUUAAAUGGUGAUCUGGAUAAAGAGGUUUUAAUUGUAA